Messenger RNA from Biomphalaria glabrata, 2970 nucleotides. RefSeq lists its product as uncharacterized. The coding region runs from base 325 to 2559 and encodes 744 amino acids. The transcript has 2 exons. The record is from RefSeq and is a predicted model, not a curated record. Lineage: Eukaryota; Metazoa; Mollusca; Gastropoda; Planorbidae.
CGAGACAUGACGAUAAACUGCGCUCCUCUUUCCUUAGCACUUUUGGAGCUCAAAAGUGCCCUACUUCUUUUCUAUCAUUGUGUCUGCCUCCUCUUUUCCUAAGUCUGCCUUCAUUGAUCAUCACACUGUCUCCUUAACUUUAAAUUCUCACUACGUCCUAGACCAGUCCGUUUGCCGUGGACUGCGACGGGUAAGGGGGGAUAAAGAGAUCCUGGUGUUUGAGUGGUGGCUAUCUGAGGAUAAACCACAACAACACAAUACUUUGGCUCCAAGUUCCCCUAGACCUGAGACCCAGAUGGCCCGCUCUGGGUCAACCGGCUGGUCAUGCCGAGCUACCAGCAUAGGUCAUCGACCUAUGCUGGAGGGCGGUGGCUGGAGGGUCACUCAGAAGAUAUUCAAUCCUACAUUAUAGAGAGAAAUCCUACUGAUAUACAGACAUUAACCAAGAUCAUCAGACAAUAUAGAGCAGCCUAUCCAAACAAGUCAGUCAAACCAUCUGUUGAAGAAAAUUUUGUCUGCUUUGCUCAAGACAAAAAUGCAAGAUAUAACUCAGAUGACAAAGUCAAAUGCAACAAAUGUCAUAAACUAGGGCAUUUCACGUCUCAAUGCCGCAGCAGAACCACAGAAUGUUCAUAUUGCCAUAAAAGGGUCACCAAACUCAUGAAUGUUGGAAAAAAACAGGCAGUCUCCAAAAAUCAAAAUUUUGAUAGACCCACAUCACCAACUCAAAGAUACAGCAAUAGAGAGCAAUACAAUCUCAACAAAGCACCUAGAAAUAAUAAACCAGAUAACAACAAACCUCGCUACAGAAGUCAUUCACAGGACUCCAGACCACAAUAUAUGCCAAACAGAAGCUAUUACAAUGAGCACUCAACUAUGACAGUCAUUGCAAAGUCCAAUGGUCUCAAAUUUUAUCCAGGCUUUGUAGGAGACAAGAAGGUGGAAGUUCUUCGUGACACCGGAAGCACGUCCACAUUAGUACAUGAACGCUUCGUACACGCAAACCGUUUCACAGGCAACCACGUCCAAGCCACUGCCUUCAACGGAACUGUCAGCAAGUUACCUGAAGCCAUCAUUUAUGUUACUACACCAUUCUUCAGUGGUCAAACAAAAGAAUUAGUAACACCCAAUCUACCAGUGGACCUAAUCAUUGGAAACAUAGAGGGAGUUAAAGAAUGCACUCCUCAAGAACUUGCUGAAUGUACAAAUGCCAUAGAGCAAGGUCAAAAAUGUUUGGCAGUAAUGACAAGAUCCAUGUCCAGACAACAAGAACAUUUGGCACCUGAACAAGUUAGCCAAAAUAAUCACAUGGCUACCUCAGUUACUCAAGUUAUGCAGAAUGCAACAGAACCAGUUACUAGUCCAGUAGCCAGCAACAAUCAAGAACAUUCAACAUGGACACCCCCAGUUACAUCAAGCCCAUCCCUACCGGUCAUAAGUCCACCUCCAAUUCCCGAAUGUCCAUUGUUGAACUUUGAAGAACAAGACAAGUCUCAUGAACCAGAAGCAGAUACUUAUAUUCAAUCAACUUUGGCUAUACCAGACAAAAGAAAAACUAUGCAACUUGACUCUAACACUCAUACAAGUAUUCCUCAUUUGAAAGAAUGUGAGUCAACUCAAGAAGCCAUUACAACCAAGAACAUUGAAAGUCAAAGAAUAUUACAUGAACACAUGAAAUCAAGAUAUUUUGCUCAAGGAGAUCAAGUCAAUUUACUGUUACCAGAUUGGAGUAACAAGCUAUUCUACAAAUGGCAAGGUCCAUUUACCAUCACCAGAAAGAUUUCCAACCUGCUUUAUGAAAUCAAUGUCAACAAGGUUACCAAAGUAUUUCAUGUUCAUAUGUUUGAACAUUACCAUGAAACAGAUAAUGAAGACAUCAAAGCAGAAGUUGAUAAUUUUACAAGCUUAGCAACUAUUCCUGAGGAAGAAGAAACAUCAUCAACACCCAUUCCUGAGAUAGAUGUUUCAUUACCAGCAUCAAAUCAAAUUGACAUUCCAAAGGUCAUCACUCUGGAUGACAUAGCACUACAGCGAGUGAAGGACACUAAAGUGUUUACAGACCAUGCAGAUUUCUUUACCGGUGUUUCUGAAACAUUUCCAGUACUGCAAUUUGAAAACAACUCAGAGAGCAACAACAUUGACAACACCAAGUUGCAUCCUCCUUCUACUCAAGGGGCAACUUUUCUUCAGAAAGGAACAAAUGAACUUCUUCAACAUUGCUGUAUUGACCGAUUGAACUCAGACAUGUUCAGUCAUUGCUCUAUUGAACAUUCUAAUGCAAAGCAUUCUGCUACCAUUGUUCUACAGCAUCAAAGUUCAUCAACCAGAAAAUUGAGUUUUGGUUUCGGACAGUUCUUAUUUUCACCAAACUCAAACGCGGUUCAAUCAGACAUUAUCUGUGAGAUCAUUAUGACAUGGAGACAACAGCUUCAUAAACUGAAAGACCUUUUCUUCAAGUUUAGAAAACGCACAUGCACAUCCAUGUCGGCAAUUCAAAAGGGUUCCGAACUUUACAUUUCUACUCUACAUAUGUACUAUAGCAUAUUUAGUGUCACUUGAUCCACUAUCAUUCAUACUCGUCAAGGAAGAACAGUAUUCAGUUGUACUUAAUCAAUUAAUUUGUCUACUCAUUUUUUCCACAGGUAUUCUAUAUCAUAUGUUACAUUUAUUUUUAGCACCAAGCAACCCACUGAGGAAGGUCACUCAUUCAAGAUACUUUUUUAAUUAUGUUUCAGCAUCUUUGCAUGUGACAUGCAUUAGUCAUUUUAAUUUUUAAAUCUUGUACAUUUUAUUUCAGGUAUUUUAUUUCAGGUAUAUUAUUAUUGCAUAUAUCCUAUUAUAAUAGUACAGAUACAUGACAGACAAUUGGAAUUUUUCAUUGCUUCACACAUGUUGAGAUUUAUUUCACAUUGAGUAUUAUUAUUUAGAAGAUUGGUCACAUUGAAUAUUAUUUUCUCAGAAGAUUGUCAU